AUGAAGAAGAAAGCGGGAGACUUAGCCAUGGAACAAGACAAGAACCUUGGAGGAGCAGAAGGUGAAGAAAGAUAUGAAGAGCAGGGAAACAAGGAAGAGGCAAACAACAAAGAAAGACGGAGAAGAAGACAGAGAGGAAAAACCCAAUAUCGACAAGAUAAAGAUAGUGACAAACAAACAGAGUCUGAGAAUGAUAGGAGAGUUGAAGGAGGCAAUAGCAGAUUGACAGAAGUCAGAGAUGCUGGUGAUAUUGUUGGAGCUGUUGGUGUUGCUGGAAAUGGUGGUGGAAUUGUUGGUGAUGCUGGAGUUGUUGGUGGUAAUGCUGGAGUUGGUGGUAAUGCUGGAAUUGUUGGUGAUGCUGAAGUUGCUGGAGGUGAUGUUGGAGGUAAUGCUGGAGUUGGUGGAGGUGAUGUCGAAGGAAAUGCUGGAGUUGGUGAAGAUGAUGCUGGAGGUGAUGUUGAAGGAGUUGUUGGUGUUGAAAGAGGUGUUAGAGGUAAUGCUGGAGUUGGUGGAGGUAAUGUUGGAGGUAAUGCUGGAGUUGAAGGUGAUGCUGGAAGUGAUAUUGAAGGAAAUGCUGGAGGUGAUGUUGGAGGUAAUGUUGGAAGUGACGUUGGAGAUAAUGCUGGUAGUGAUGUUGGAGGUAAUGCUGGAAGUGAUGUUAGAGGUAAUGCUGGAAGUGAUGCUGGAGGUAAUGCUGGAAGUGAUGCUGGAGGUAAUGCUGGAAGUGAUGCUGGAGGUAAUGCUGGAAGUAAUGCUGGAGGUAAUGCUGGAAGUGAUGUUGGAGUUGGAGGAGGUGAUGCUGGAGGUGAUGCUGGUGUUGGUGGAGGUAAUGUUGGAGGUAAUGCUGGAAGUGAUUUUGGAGGUAAUGUUGGCGGCAACGCUGGAGCAGGAGGAGGUGAUGAUGGAGGUGAUGUUGGAGGUAUUAUUGGAGGUGUUAAAGGUGUUGUUGGAGGUGAUGCUGGAGUUGCUGGAGGUUAUGUUGGAGGUGGUAUUGGAGGUAAUGUUGAAGGUGACACUGGAGGUAAUGUUGAAAGUGGUACUGGAGGUAAUGUUGAAGGUGGCACUGGAGGUAAUGUUGAAGGUGGUACUGGAGGUAAUGUUGGAGGUAAUGCUGAAAUUGGUACUGGAGGUAAUGUUGGGAGUAAUGUUGAAGGUGGCACUGGAGGUAAUUUUGAAGGUGGUAUUGGAGGUAAUGCUGUAGGUAAUGUUGAAGGUGGUACUGGAGGUAAUGUUGAAGGUAAUGUUGAAAGUGGUACUGGAGGUAAUGUUAAAGGUGGUACUAGAGGUAAUUUUGAAGGUGGUAUUGGAGGUAAUGUUGGAGGUAAUGCUGAAAUUGGUACUGGAGGUAAUGUUGGGAGUAAUGUUGAAGGUGGCACUGGAGGUAAUUUUGAAGGUGGUAUUGGAGGUAAUGCUGUAGGUAAUGUUGAAGGUGGUACUGGAGGUAAUGUUGAAGGUAAUGUUGAAAGUGGUACUGGAGGUAAUGUUGGAGGUAAUGUUAAAGGUGGUACUAGAGGUAAUUUUGAAGGUGGUAUUGGAGGUAAUGUUGGAGGUAAUGCUGAAAUUGGUACUGGAGGUAAUGUUGGGAGUAAUGUUGAAGGUGGCACUGGAGGUAAUUUUGAAGGUGGUAUUGGAGGUAAUGCUGUAGGUAAUGUUGAAAGUGGUACUGGAGGUAAUGUUGAAAGUGGUACUGGAGGUAAUGUUGGAGGUAAUGUUAAAGGUGGUACUAGAGGUAAUGUUCACGGUGGUACUGGAGGUAAUGUUCAAGGUGGCACUGGAGGAAAUAUUCAAGGUGAUACUGGAGGUAAUGUUCAAGGUGGUACUGGAGGUAAUGUUCAAGGUGGUACUGGAGGUAAUGUUCAAGGUGGUACUGGAGGUAAUGUUGGAGAUAAUUCCGGUGUUGCUGGAGCAUUUGUUGGAGGUGAUGAAAGAAUUUCUAGAAUUAAUAUUAAUGGUGACACUGAAGUUGAUGGGGGUGAUGUUGGAGUUGAUGGGGGUAAUGUUGGAGUUCAUGGGGAUGAUGUUGGAAUUCAUGCGGAUGAUAUUGGAGGGGAUGUUGGAGUUGCAGGAAAAGUUGGAAAUGAUGGAGGUAAUGGUGGUGAUGAUGUUGGAGUUGACAGAGGUAAUGUUGGAGGUGAUGCAGUAGAUGAUGUUGAAGAUGGUGUUGAUAGAGGUGAUGCUGGAGAAAAUGGAGGUGGUGUCGGAAGUAAUGCUGGAGGUAGUGUUAGAGGUAAGAGAGGUGAUGUUGGCAAUGAUGCUGGAAUAGGAGAUGCUCCAGUUGACAGAGAUGCUGAAAGUGAUGUUGGAGGUGAUGAUGGAGGAGAUGGAGGGAAUACUGGAGUUAAUGUAGGGGAUUUUAAUGUAGAUGGGCCUAGAGAUGGCGUUGGAGAUGUUGCUGGAGUUGAUGUUGGAGGUAAUGAGGGAGCUGAUGUCGUAAGUGCUGUUGGAGAUGAUGGUGGAGGUGGUGAACGCACUGGAAAGGGGAGUGCAAAGCACAAGGCUCAACAGGGUGGAAAGAGCAGAAGCAGAGAACACUCUAUAAAACGCAUACGAGGCGAACAAACAACGGAUGAAGGUCGUUUUCGAGAGAGAACGGGGAAACCUAAAGAAGGUGUCAGAGAACUGGAACGGAAGGAUGGUCACAAACUAGAUCGAACGAACAACGGAAAAAGAGAAAAUUAUAAAAACAUCGAAAAAGGAGAAGGUUUUCGGACUCUGGAAGAAAAAGAUGGCCGAGCGCAAGUACGGGAGGAGGAUGGCCGAAGGAGAAGAACAAAUGGUCAAAUAGAAGAGGAUAAUCGAAUGAAGGAAAAGGCCCAUGGAAUGAAAAAACGAGAAACCAAAGAGAAAGAAAGAUUAAGCGAUCGCGGAACAGAAAUAAGCAGCAACAACAAAACAACACGGAAAUACAAUAACCGAAGUGAACUGGAGUACACUGGAUCAAACUACAAUAAAAUUGAGGGAGAUAAUUACGAACCCGAUGAACAAACUGAUUACGAAAGUGAGGCAAGAAGUUACGAGUCGGAUGUGGAGAUCCAAGGACGGAGUGUUGCAGGGGAUGAUGAAGCGAACGUCAGGCGCACUAAAAACUACGAAAGAUUGGUCGAGGGACUCUCUGAACCAGAAGAAAUGCAUAAAACUGGAAGAAAUGACGGUGGUAGAAGGAAACUGAGCUAUGGCCGAGCAGUCAGACAUGACAAAACAUUACUGAAUAAUCAUAGGAUGGAAGAAACUAAUAAUCGAACAGGGCAACAAAAGUAUUGGCGAAGAAGAGAGGAUGGUGAAGCAGAUGACCAGGAUAAUAGCCGAAUAAUACUAAAAAUGGAUGGGCGAAAGGGAGAGGAUGGUGGAAUAGAUGACUGGAAUAAUGAUCGACUAGAACAACGGUAUAAUAAUAGAAGAGGGAACACGAGGUAUGAUCAGUCGAAAGAAAGGAAUGAUGGGAGGUUGAGAGGAGAGGACAGUCAAAUGGAAGAAUGGAAUACUGGUCUAACAGGAGAAGGUGAAGACCGUCAAACAGAAGAACGAAAAAAAGAACGAAUGCUUCAACAGAAGAGAAAUCGAAGUGUAGAACAAAUAGAAGGUCAUAUAAUGGAACCGAUGGAUAUCACAACCAAAGAAGAAAAUCGAACACUACAACGUAAAGAUCAAACACUAGAAUGGAAGGAAAACGGAAUAAGAGGAGAAAAUAAUAUAAUAGAACAAAAGAAUGGAAGAAGAGAAAUUAGAAGAAAGGGAGAUAAUAAAAUAAUACUAGGGAAGGAGAGCCGACCACUAGACCAUCUGGAGAACAGAUAUAAAGAAAGAAUAACAGAAGGAAAAGAUGGUCGAUCAGCAGAAGGAAAAGAGAUCAGAAUAAAGAAGGGAGAGAAUGAUCGAAAAGAAAACGGAGGAAACUUUAGAACAGGAAAAGAAGACGAUGAAACUGCGCAAAAGAACGUAAACCGAGGGAAAGAACGGUAUGUCAAGAAGAAAGACAGAACGAGAGAUGACGAAACAGAAAGAAACGAAGUAAAUGAAAAAUCACUGAAAUACAGAAUGCAACGAGAAUUAAGAUACACGGAAGCAGACGAAGACGAACUAGGGGGAGGAAGAUAUGACGAAACAGGAGAUAACUACGAAGUGGAAGACGGAAAUUAUUACAAAAGUGAGGAAAUGUAUUACGGAUCGAGUGGAGAAUCAGUUAAUGAAACAAGCGAACGAGGAAGCAGAACACCGAGCAAUCAAAACAAUAAACAAACAAGCAAGAGAACAUACGGACAAAUGGGCAGGCAAAACAAGAGGCGAAAAGGUGAACAAAGGCACCAACAAAUGGAUAGAUGGAACAGUGAAAAUACAGGAGGAAGAAGUAUAAGAGAGAGAGAGGGGAACGGUGAACUCACACAUAGAAACGACAGGAGAGGAGGGGAGGAGUCAGGAAGCCGAGCAGAGACUGGCUACCUAGAGUCGAUCCCACUCAGACAACGUUACACGCUCGACAGCACUAGGUUGUGGUCACCCCGGAGGUUGACCCGCAGCAUUAGUGACACCGGUGUAGAAUACCGUGGCUCGACGCUGGAAAAGAAAAAGUGGCACCAUGGCCUCAUUCAACGUUCUGCCAGUGCUGAUCGUUUGCUCUACGCUCCUCAUCGGUGGUACUACGCUAGGAUGGCGAAACCCCCUUCAGGAGAGGAGGACCAGGACGAUGACGGGGAGGAUGAUGAGGACAGCUCGGCUCGGCAGCGGGCACUUCAGGCAGAGCGAGAAGCCAGACUAGCUGACAAGCCUGACACGGCUCUCAAGCCCAACAUUGAGAUCCUCUCCCUGGACGGUGUCAUUGGCGGGGUGGUCCAGGAUAGUGAGGGCAGACUUCUCACCUCCAGACCUGACCAGCUGGAACUCACCUACGAGAUUCGAGUUGGGGGAGACGGUCGGGGAGACAAUGAGGUUGGUAUGGUUGCCGCAAACUCUCAAGAGGCGUGGGAGUCGGACGGUGAGGAAGGUGGAGGUGCAGACGGGAGGAGACGCUCCAGGAAACACAAAGCCAAUGGUCAUUUGACAAAAGAAAAGUUGUCAUCACGGCUGAACGCGGUGCUUCAGGAGAAGACUGACGCUGAAGACCUUCGUCAGAAACUCUUCAACAAAGCCAGAAACCUUCACGAACAGAUCCUGAGAGUCAGAGAAAAGCGGCGGCAGGAAUGGUGGACAGCGUGGAUUGAUGCUCGCAGAAUCGGCACACAGCUAGAGGAGCGACAGGCAGGGCUGAGGAAUGAACUGGACUCUCUUCAUCGUCGCAUCAUCGGUUCCAUCAUCAAGCGGGAGCCUCUCAUCACGGGUGUGAAGGACGAGCCUUCCAGGAGGGCCAACUACAAGAUCUCCGUUAUACGUCUCAGGCAUGAAAUUGAAGACUUACGGAGAAGGGUGGAGGCUAUGGAGAUCAAGGUGGAGGCCGAGAUGAAGCUGAGGACACUGGCUCAGCGGGAGGUUAAGACCCUGAGAUCAGAGGUGGGGAGGAAGAAAGCCAAUGUGGCUCUCACACAGCGCGUCACCUUGCUACGCAACUCUGCCAGCCUGCCUCCAGACCUGCUUCUGCGUAUAUAGCCAUAAAACUGUCCACAUAGUUUGUAUGGAGCUCUUCGAUCUCAAACCACACAAGCACUUCAUAAGCUCAGUGUCUCUAGCCUGCCCUUGGGUAAUCUGUUGAGCACAUGUUACCUGAGCUCAGAAGUCAGCUUGCAACCAGGUCUUCCCUUCCUUGUACAUGUAGCUCUUCACCCAGGACUCCAUAAUUAUUGCAAGGUUUCAAUGGGCCAUGUGAAGGAGUCUUGAGUGUAAUGAGAUUUCUGGCAUGUAAUAUGAAUCACUGACAGCAGGACAGUGUAUGAUACACCAAUGGCUCUUCCCUGAAGAGCUGUGACUCAUAUCAGAUGAGUCUUUGUUGUGGUGAUCCUAAAACAGUGAAGCUCUUGUGACGUAGCAAGUGUUCACCGUUACCCCUCUCCUGAGUACCUAAAGCCUUCCAGUUAUUGGUCAAUAACUAAGAAGGUUAAGAUUGGGAGCAAUCAACCAGAUCUAUGAACUAAUGUGUUCCAAUUCCUUGUACAAAUAAACAUUUUAAUUUACAAGAAAAAAUCUUGCCUUAUUUAUGCAUAUAUUGCAGACAUUUCUUUAAAUACUAUUGUUAAUGAAAUAUCUCUAAAGUUUCACAUAAGAAUUCUGUAGGGAGAACAUAAAGAAAUAAAGAAAAAACUAGAUAAUGGAUUAUGUUUAACAAAAUUUGUAAUCGAGUAUCUGGAAGAAUAAGUUCUUGCCAAACCACAACUGCAGUAGCUAUGGUAAGACCUUUAGAUUUAUCAUGUAGUGGGGGUAUGAUGUACACAGUAACCUUUCAACUACUAUAAUUAUUGUUGAACAUUUACUGGGAUCAUCUAUAAAUGCAAGACUAGUCUUCUGAAGCGUGUUGCGACCUUGUAUAACUCUGUACAGUUACUGACUAAAUACUGAUAUAUUUUUUACAUACACACAAAUGCAUAUAAUUGUGUAGCAUCUCUGUGCCUGCUCUGCCCUGGUGGUGUAAAGUGAUUCCCAUCAGCUCCAGGCACAUGAGCACAAGUAUAUAUAAUAUAGAGAUAUUUGCCAUUCCUGGUAUUAUACAUAUUUUGUAGUGUUACUUAUUCAUGUUAAUGUUUAUGAAUAAAAAAAUAAAUAUGGUUACAUUCCUUGUUUUUACCAGCAAUACCAUGAACAAAAAGAAAUUUUAACUAGAUGUAACAUGUUAAUAGGGAAAAGCUGGUAGCUGGUAAUGGCAACUGUAGUGGACAAUUGACUGUUUUACUCGGAUCUUUACAAUAAUGGACAAUUCUGCAACCAAUGGGCUUUUUUUUUAUUUAUUUAUUGACUCCAUCUGAUUUGUCCCAUAUUUCUAAAGUCCAUUAAAUCAGUGAAAAUGAUUUCCAAGUGAAUUGAAAAUGUAAUAUGAACAGGUAAAAAUAAUUUAUAACACAUAUACAAGUUUGGUUAUGGAUUAUCACCAAAAAGUAUGAAAAGAAAAAUUUCAGAGGAAGCUUCUAUCGAGACAAUGUUUCGUGUAGCUCUUCACAGUGCAAAAUGUAGCCCUAAUAAGAUUCUCCUAUUAGCAUGGCCAGCUGAGAGUAGUGCAUCCAUCACAUAAGAGGACAAAGGAUUGAGCCUCUACUCCUAGCACUGAAUGACCCACAUGGGUUCUGCAUAACACAAUAUUAGUAUUAUUAUUAAUUAAUAACAAUAAUAAGUCCCAAUAAAAGCUCAUUCUGUAACUGACUAUGAAUUUGAAUACUUAAUUUAGAUAAUGGAAGUGAACAGAGGGAGGUGCCUUGAUGCUGGUAAGGGGCUCUUGAUCCAAGGAAUUGAACCUAUCGUCUUAUUCCUUGGAAUGAACUUGAUUGCCUCCCCUUCUCCCAGGCACUAUGU
Molecule: messenger RNA, 7425 nt
Organism: Cherax quadricarinatus
Lineage: Eukaryota; Metazoa; Arthropoda; Malacostraca; Decapoda; Parastacidae
Source: RefSeq, a predicted model, not a curated record